Messenger RNA from Mirounga angustirostris (Northern elephant seal), 4213 nucleotides. RefSeq names its product zinc finger protein 367 (gene ZNF367). Gene Ontology annotation, molecular function: DNA-binding transcription factor activity, RNA polymerase II-specific; RNA polymerase II cis-regulatory region sequence-specific DNA binding. Gene Ontology annotation, biological process: regulation of transcription by RNA polymerase II. Lineage: Eukaryota; Metazoa; Chordata; Mammalia; Carnivora; Phocidae. Gene Ontology annotation, cellular component: nucleus. The transcript is spliced from 5 exons. The record is from RefSeq and is a predicted model, not a curated record. The coding region runs from base 851 to 1894 and encodes 347 amino acids.
ACUCCCGGCGCGCGGGAACCGCGGCCCAACAGCCACAGGCGGGCGGGGCUGACGGGCGGCGCUGGCAGGCGCGCGCCCCCGCCGGCCAACGACAGCCCCCGGCCUCGCCCCCUCGCCGACGCCCCUCCAAUCAGUAACUCUCUCGCCUCCCGCCCCUGCCCGCGCCCCCGACACUGACAACCCGCGCAGAAGGACGGCGGGGGCGGGGCUCCUGGCGGGUGUGUCUGGGCGAGUGCCGUUGUCGCGCGCUCCCCCGGAGUUUCGAACGCAGUUGGCCCUCGAGGCAGAAAAAAAAAAAAAAAGAACGGCGACCAAUGGCGUGGCAGAAAGGACCCGCGCGCAGGCUCGGCUCCGCCUCACUCGGCUAGAAAGAAGUCCAGGCCCGACCAUUGGCUCGCGCGACCUGUCACUCGCCGCUGCGGCCAGCGGGCAGGGGCCUCGCGGUGAUUGGUUCCGCCCAGGCGCGAAAUGUAACGCGGGAAAAGCCGGAGCAGUGACCCAGGCGGCAGGUUGUUAUUUUCGGGGGCUCGGCGCAGCACGUCCUGCUUUCCUGUCACCGAAAGGCAGGCCGGCCGCAGCUUCCCGCCGCUGCAGCCUGCGUUGGGGAGUACAAAGAGGGGAGGGCGGGCCUGACCCAGGGCUGGGGGUCUGGCGCUGGCCGCGGAGUGCCGGCCGAGCCGCUCCGUUCCUUCGCUGGCCGCAGCGCAAGAAGAUUCCGGGAAACGUCCGCCAGCCAUGAGCCGGCGGGACUGAGCGCCGGCGACUCGGGAGCAGCGCGGGCGAGCGGAGCGAAGGGCCAAACCGGGGCUCAGGGAGUGCGGCUGCUGGAGCUGCGGAUCGGGGCCGGGCGAUGAUCCGGGGUAUGGAGGCGCCGAUGGCGGACAACCCGCCGCAGCCGCCGCCCGUCAUCUUCUGCCACGACUCCCCAAAGCGGGUGCUGGUGUCGGUCAUCAGGACGACCCCGAUCAAGCCCACGUGCGGCGGCGGUGGGGAGCCGGAGCCGCCGCCGCCGCUCAUCCCCACCAGCCCCGGCUUCAGCGACUUCAUGGUGUAUCCGUGGCGCUGGGGCGAGAACGCGCACAACGUGACGCUCAGCCCCGGGGCCGCGGGGGGCGCCGCCUCGGCCGCCUUGCCCGCCGCCGCCGCCGCCGAGCACCCGGGGUUGCGAGACCGGGGCGCGCCCCCGCCCGCCGCCUCCGCCGCCGCCUCGGGAGGUGAGGACGAGGAGGAAGCGAGCAGCCCGGACAGCGGCCACCUCAAGGAUGGAAUCCGACGUGGUAGACCCAGAGCAGAUACUGUGCGGGAUCUAAUAAACGAAGGAGAGCAUUCAUCCAGCAGAAUCCGUUGUAACAUCUGUAAUAGGGUGUUUCCACGGGAGAAAUCGCUCCAGGCUCACAAAAGGACUCAUACAGGCGAGAGACCCUAUCUCUGUGACUAUCCAGACUGUGGAAAAGCCUUUGUUCAAAGUGGACAGCUCAAAACACAUCAGCGCCUUCACACCGGAGAGAAACCUUUUGUUUGUUCAGAAAAUGGCUGCCUAAGCAGAUUCACCCAUGCAAACCGCCACUGUCCGAAGCACCCUUAUGCCAGGCUGAAACGAGAGGAGCCCACAGACGCCCUCAGUAAGCACCAGGCUGUGGACAACCAGGCUGCCGCCGAGUGGUUGGCAAAGUAUUGGGAAAUGAGAGAGCAGCGUGCCCCCACCUUGAAAGGAAAGCACGUUCAGAAGGCCGAUCAGGAGCAGCAGGACCCUCUGGAAUACCCUCAGUCUGACGAGGAGGACGAUGAGAAGCGCGGGGCCCAGCGCCGGCUGCAGGAGCAGCGGGAGCGCCUGCACGGAGCCCUUGCUCUCAUAGAGCUCGCCAACCUGACCGGAGCGCCGCUCCGCCAGUAGCCUGGACACCGGCUCUUCCACUGUACAGAAGUACUGCCCAGCGUACUUAAAAAGUAGAUCCGUGGGCAUAAGCUAAGCACCUUAUUUGCUUAUCAUAGGCUGCUAUUCUGUAGAAAUUUAUGAAGAAUGUCAUUGCCCCAUAAUAUGGGGUGAGAGAGAAUUGCACUUUUUUUAUAUGGUAAUGGAUUUGUUGUAAAGUUUAAAAUAUUUUGUAAAUAUGGGACUUCUAGUACAGGGUAGAAAAAGACAUAUUGUGGGAAGCUAGAUUUUGCAAGUUUAAUGCAUUCAUUGGAAGCAGUUCUCACAGGAAGCACUUUCUGAAUAAGACACUUGUAUGAAAAAACAGAAUGGUACAUGUAGCCAAAGAACGUUGAAAUAGAUUAUUUAUAAGAUCAUUUUUAACAAUGUAUAUUAGUAUGUUUAACAAUGCUGUAAACACUGAAGCAAGCCAGAAAGUAUAAGAUAUGUGUGUAAGAUAUGUAUUUUUAAACUGCAAAAUAGUGUGCCUAUUGAGAAGUGGAAAACUGACCAUUUUGGAAGAUGUUCUAAGUUAUGGACUUUGGAAGAGAAGAGAUUUUUGAGGAUCUUGGUAAGAUGCACCGUAGUUGAGAAUUUUCAGAAUUGGAGUAAUAUCAGUCUUAUUCUAUCUUUCUGAGGCUUUACAACUCACUAUGAUAUUUACGUUUGAAAAGCACUUGGCAUCCCUAUUAUGUUAACUUGGGAACUUUUGCACAUUGCAUAUUUCUCAUUUGCUGAAAUUGAGUGAUUAAUCUUGCAAAGUCUAGGUAACUUGGUAAUUGGUUUUGUGUGUUGGUUUUUUUUUUUUUUAAUAUUAUGGGCCCUGUAAUGAGAUUUGGCACUUGGAUUUUUAUUAAUAAAAGGGACAUCUACAGGGUGGUUUUGUAGUGAACUGUUUUAGAUCUUUUGUUAGCAAACACUAAAUUUUAAUUGUACUGCUUGUUUAGAAUUAUUAGCAGAUGGAAGCCUCAUAUUUAUAUUUUCAGUGCAUAAAGCCACCUUCUUGCUUUACUUCAGAAUAACAUGCCAAGCUAUUUUGUGUUCACUAAAUUUAGUUACCAGAUAGUUAAACACUGCAGAAAAUAAUAGCUACUCAAAUAAGUAGGUUUCUGGAAUAGUUUCAACUGCAAGUGUGUUAACUUGUGUGGUGGUUUUAAGCCAUUUUUCCAAAUAGAUGAAGUUUUUAAAUACCACUUUAUGUACUGAAGCAUGAACAGAAAAAUCAAGACCUGAGCAGUUCACCUCCUUUAUGUGUAGGCAUAAACCUCCAUCAUUGAAGCUUUUGUUUAAGCAGAAACUUAAUUUGAUAGAUUGCUUAAUUGGAGUAAACCUCAGAAUAAUAGAGGGAAAUAAUGGGCUCUUCAGUGCCUUUUUUUUUUCUUUUUGAAGUAGUAGCCUACGGACAUAGUUUAAACAUUACCUAAAAUGUAGGCUUCUUUAUCCAAAAAUUCCAGCGUGUUGCAGUUCACAGGUAGUUUAAAAUGCGUAGCCAUGGGGAAGGGGUGGUAUGUAAAUGUCUUGGAAAGAAGCAAAAGUGUGAAAGAUGAUAGUAACAAAUAAUGUGUAUGAAUGAGGACAUACUUUAAAAAUGUAAUUCCUCUGUACAGUAAAUUACAAAUCUUGAGGGAUUCUUUUUUGUAAUAAGAGAAUUUAUAUUUGUAAUGGUCUAAGAAUUUUGUUUGUAAUCUGGUAUAUAGAAUUUUAACUUGCAGCACUUAUAAGCACAGUAAGAGAGACUGUAGCAUCAGAAUUUUCAUGGUUUAGGUUUCAGCAUUUUCUCUAGAAUUUUUCCUCUCAAAUAUAACUUAAAUGAACUAUGAAAAGCAACACUCAUCAGCCUUGGGAAAUUUAAAAUUUGAUGAACUUACCUAAAGAAGGAAGGGCAGUAAAUUGUAUUAAAAAAUACAAAUACUUCCCAAUUCAUGGAUAAUAAAAUUUAAGGCCUUCAAAAGUAAGGGUUUUUGUUUCUUUUUCUGGUCAGCCUUUGUCAACUAUAAUAGUUAUAUUCACAAACAUUUUUUAUUUGUAUAAUUGGAAGUUUAAGAAAUUAUUACAAUUACUAUAGAAAUAUUUAAAAUGUUCUUUUUUGAUAUAAGCUAUAUACUUGGACAAAAUACAUUGGCAUCUAAAAUUUGAGGUGUGUUAAGACUGCUUUUUGUUUUAAAAAUGUGGUUUACAUUCAAAUUUUUGAAGUGUUUUAUGCUUCAUAUGGCUCAGUUGUAGUUUGGCAGAGAUAACAGCAUAAGAAUAAAGAUGCUGUAAUUUUAAAAGAUGCUUUGAAUAAAAAUUUAUUUUAAUUUA